AUGCGCAAAACAUGGGUUAAACGCGAAAACAUCUACUACAAGCCAUUUUACAAACAAAAGUCUAAAAUGAUACUACUACUGAUCAUUUUAGUUGGCAUAUCAUUUAUAAUAUAUCAGGCUAGCUCUAUCAAUGAAUUGCCAAAUGUAAAUGCCAAGUGGAAUUUACAGCAUCUGAAGCAGAAGCAUAAACAGAUGAUGCAGGCGCUUGGAAGCAAACAGGAUUACGACUUUGGAGACGCGGAAGCUGCGAUUGCUGACAGUACGGGAGCGGCGGCUGAGCAGCCAAUUAAAAUAAUACGCGGUACCCGCCUCUUUGACUACGAUGCGUACAAGCCCAAUUUCGAUGGCAAGUUCUCCUGCUUGGACGGAAGUAAGGAAAUCCCCUUCGACCAAAUGAAUGACAAUUAUUGCGAUUGUCUGACAGAUGGCUCCGACGAGCCCAGCACCAAUGCCUGCGCCAACGGACGCUUCUAUUGUAAAUACCAAAAACGUCACAUAACCGGACGCGGACUCGACAUCUAUGUGCCGAGCAGUCGCGUCAACGACAAAGUCUGUGAUUGCUGCGAUGGCAGCGAUGAGUGGACAACGCCUGGCAUCCAAUGCCCAAAUAAAUGUGCGUAGUAAACAGGAAUUACCUUAGGUAGCUUUACAAACAGGGAACCACCCAUUUCUCAAUCGCAAACUGAACGGAAUGCACUCCAUUUUAAUGAAUUGCAACAAUUACGAAGUCUGUCUCUCGCAUUACCAGCGAGAGUUUGUAGUAAUGUUUUGCCUCGAAUUGCGAUAAAAUUGUAAUUUAUUCUAAAACAAAAGACAUUUAACAACCUAAGUAGUUCAAAUAAAGCAUAAUACGUAAGCACUAA
Molecule: messenger RNA, 863 nt
Organism: Scaptodrosophila lebanonensis
Lineage: Eukaryota; Metazoa; Arthropoda; Insecta; Diptera; Drosophilidae
Product: glucosidase 2 subunit beta
Exons: 2
Coding region: 1-621 (206 amino acids)
Biological process (GO): N-glycan processing
Cellular component (GO): glucosidase II complex
Source: RefSeq, a predicted model, not a curated record